AACAGUCGUCUAUUUAAUUUUGAAUGGUUUGCCGUUAAUCUGUCAUGUUGAAUAACCUAAACGACAAUCUUCAUAGUUCAUUAUUAUGCUGUUUGUUACUGUUUAAGACUCCGAGUUCAAAGAUAAUGAGCUAAUUAGCAUGUAGCUGCUAACCAAUAACGUUACAUUGCAGCAGCAGGACUCGAUUCAGAAUGGACAGAAUCUGCAUUACUUAACGAUGCGUUUCCAGGCAACAGGAGGCGGUGACGUGAAGAUGCUGCGCAGGAAGCCCACGCGCCUGGAGCUCAAGCUGGACGACACAGAGGAGUUUGAAAGUGUCAAGAAAGAGCUGGAGAGUCGAAAGAAACAGAGGGAAGAGGUGGAUGUAGUUGGUGUGGCCACAUCCACCGAGAUGAGCGGAGCAUCCGCUGGCGGGACGGACGGGAAGACCAGGGAGCAGAUGAUCCACGAGCGGAUCGGUUACAAACCCCACCCAAAGCCCAACACUUUGCCAUCACUUUUUGGGAACCUUCAGUUUUGACAAUUUGAAGACAUGAAAAGUGGACUACAAGGUGUUGGGAAUCUGCAUCACACACAUACAUAUUCUGAUUUAAUAUCAGCUGCCCUGAAAUAGACAAAGCCUUUUGUGACAACAGAUUACAAAGGACUAUUUUUCUACAGCGUAAAUUAAAUCUUGUUAGUUGGAUGUGGAAAAUUGUGUCUUUUGGCUUUACUGUAAAGAAGAAGGAGAAACAUUUUAUAGGUGAACAUCAAAAACAGGUUGGUUUAUAAAUGAGGUGGUCACAACAAUUCUUCAGAUCAUACAAUAUUUAUUUGUUUUCACUGAUUACAGUACUGUUUAUAUUUCAAACUCUACAGACAUGACUGAACUGUAAACCGACUAAGAAAUCUUAACAUUGCCUCGGCACUGGAAAUGAGGUUCAGCGCUUCUACACAAAGGCUUGUAGUUUUUCCCACUUAAGAUCGUGAAGAUUUACUUUGCUUUUAAAACCAAUCUGCAAAAUUGAUCAAAA
Carassius carassius (crucian carp) is the source of this 1013-nucleotide messenger RNA. RefSeq names its product anaphase-promoting complex subunit CDC26-like. NCBI's taxonomy places the organism in Eukaryota, Metazoa, Chordata, Actinopteri, Cypriniformes, Cyprinidae. The record is from RefSeq and is a predicted model, not a curated record. Gene Ontology annotation, cellular component: anaphase-promoting complex. Bases 218 to 520 code for a protein of 100 amino acids. Gene Ontology annotation, biological process: anaphase-promoting complex-dependent catabolic process; protein K11-linked ubiquitination; regulation of mitotic cell cycle. The transcript has 2 exons.